Messenger RNA from Schistocerca nitens (vagrant locust), 1425 nucleotides. RefSeq names its product trans-Golgi network integral membrane protein 2-like. NCBI's taxonomy places the organism in Eukaryota, Metazoa, Arthropoda, Insecta, Orthoptera, Acrididae. The transcript has a single exon. Bases 1 to 1425 code for a protein of 474 amino acids. The record is from RefSeq and is a predicted model, not a curated record.
AUGGGCCCAAAAAGAUGGGCCCAAAAAGAUGGGCCCAAAAAGACGGGCCCAAAAAGACGGGCCCAAAAAGACGGGCCCAAAAAGACGGGCCCAAAAAGACGGGCCCAAAAAGACGGGCCCAAAAAGACGGGCCCAAAAAGACGGGCCCAAAAAGACGGGCCCAAAAAGACGGGCCCAAAAAGACGGGCCCAAAAAGACGGGCCCAAAAAGACGGGCCCAAAAAGACGGGCCCAAAAAGACGGGCCCAAAAAGACGGGCCCAAAAAGACGGGCCCAAAAAGACGGGCCCAAAAAGACGGGCCCAAAAAGACGGGCCCAAAAAGACGGGCCCAAAAAGACGGGCCCAAAAAGACGGGCCCAAAAAGACGGGCCCAAAAAGACGGGCCCAAAAAGACGGGCCCAAAAAGACGGGCCCAAAAAGACGGGCCCAAAAAGACGGGCCCAAAAAGACGGGCCCAAAAAGACGGGCCCAAAAAGACGGGCCCAAAAAGACGGGCCCAAAAAGACGGGCCCAAAAAGACGGGCCCAAAAAGACGGGCCCAAAAAGACGGGCCCAAAAAGACGGGCCCAAAAAGACGGGCCCAAAAAGACGGGCCCAAAAAGACGGGCCCAAAAAGACGGGCCCAAAAAGACGGGCCCAAAAAGACGGGCCCAAAAAGACGGGCCCAAAAAGACGGGCCCAAAAAGACGGGCCCAAAAAGACGGGCCCAAAAAGACGGGCCCAAAAAGACGGGCACAAAAAGACGGGCACAAAAAGACGGGCACAAAAAGACGGGCACAAAAAGACGGGCACAAAAAGACGGGCACAAAAAGACGGGCCCAAAAAGACGGGCCCAAAAAGACGGGCCCAAAAAGACGGGCCCAAAAAGACGGGCCCAAAAAGACGGGCCCAAAAAGACGGGCCCAAAAAGACGGGCCCAAAAAGACGGGCCCAAAAAGACGGGCCCAAAAAGACGGGCCCAAAAAGACGGGCACAAAAAGACGGGCACAAAACGACGGGCCCAAAAACGACGGGCCCAAAAACGACGGGCCCAAAAACGACGGGCCCAAAAACGACGGGCACAAAAACGACGGGCACAAAAAGACGGGCACAAAAAGACGGGCACAAAAAGACGGGCACAAAAAGACGGGCACAAAAAGACGGGCACAAAAAGACGGGCACAAAAAGACGGGCACAAAAAGACGGGCACAAAAAGACGGGCACAAAAAGACGGGCACAAAAAGACGGGCACAAAAAGACGGGCACAAAAAGACGGGCACAAAAAGACGGGCACAAAAAGACGGGCACAAAAAGACGGGCACAAAAAGACGGGCACAAAAAGACGGGCACAAAAAGACGGGCACAAAAAGACGAGCACAAAAAGACGGGCACAAAAAGACGGGCACAAAAAGACGGGCACAAAAAGACAUACAUACAGACGGGUAA